This is a messenger RNA of Chaetomium globosum CBS 148.51, 675 nucleotides long. RefSeq lists its product as uncharacterized. Bases 1 to 675 code for a protein of 224 amino acids. The transcript has 2 exons. The record is from RefSeq and is a predicted model, not a curated record. Lineage: Eukaryota; Fungi; Ascomycota; Sordariomycetes; Sordariales; Chaetomiaceae.
AUGGCAACCUCGCAAAACCCAUUCCUCGACUCAUCCCCGGAGAUGGACAUGGCCGACGAACCGUUACCGCCCCCAGACCAUGUCCUCAGGCUUAUCCCCCCCUUCAAUCACCACGGCGAGCACAAGUGCGGUCACCAUCGACACAACCUGAAGGAAGAGAACUUCGCCAAAUACGUACGACGAUUCGGCGACGAUACGGAAUCCGCGACAUGGAAGGUGGCAUGCCGUAAUUGCCAUUCCCGUGUUACGCUCAACCAGAUCCAUGACCUCCCCUGCGGCGACCUAAUCUGCCGUGGCUGCUUGAUGGUCAGAGCGUUCAACGUGAAGUUGAAUAUCGAGAGGCACCAUAAGCGCAUUCAGGCCGUGCGCGAAAAGAGGGAAGACCUCGAAACCCGCUUCAUAGAGAGCCAGGAUAUAACCCCUCAGGACAGGCAGAAGUUUAUCCAGGACCAUGACGACAUUCGGCGAGUAAUGUUCCGCCUAGCCGGGCUCAUGUGUUGUGGCGUGGACAUGCAACUGGGGAGGUUCUUGGGCUGUAUGACUCCGGCGGCGUCGCGAGACUUGUGGCUUGCGAUCCAGUGGGUGGGCGACCCUCGUUACCGCCAGAGGAUAUGUGGUUGGCCCGACUGUGGCGCGGUUCCAGUCCUCUCUUUCAGAGAACUAUUAGUCAAUUGA